Neurospora tetrasperma FGSC 2508 is the source of this 1597-nucleotide messenger RNA. RefSeq lists its product as uncharacterized. Gene Ontology annotation, biological process: vesicle-mediated transport; protein geranylgeranylation; small GTPase-mediated signal transduction. The transcript has 3 exons. Gene Ontology annotation, cellular component: cytoplasm; cytosol; nucleus. Gene Ontology annotation, molecular function: GDP-dissociation inhibitor activity. NCBI's taxonomy places the organism in Eukaryota, Fungi, Ascomycota, Sordariomycetes, Sordariales, Sordariaceae. The coding region runs from base 1 to 1476 and encodes 491 amino acids. The record is from RefSeq and is a predicted model, not a curated record.
AUGGCGAUGGGAUCUAUCGGCGAUACCCUUUGGGAUGUCGUCAUCUGCGGCACCGGACUGCAGCAGUCUCUGCUUGCACUAUCCCUCUCGCGAUCGGGCAAGAACAUUUUGCACAUAGACCCCAACGACUACUAUGGCGGGGCGGAAGCGGCUUUCAGCCUGCAAGAAGCUGAGUCCUGGGUUGACCAUCUGGCCACCGAGGACAAAGGCCUCUUCAGGUCCGCGUCCAUCACCAAGCCGGAUGUCGUGGGUCUUUCCUUCCCCAGAGCGUACUCGCUGGCACUGGCACCGCAGUUGAUCCACGCCCGCUCGGAGCUGCUAUCUCAAUUGGUUUCUUCCCGGGCGUACCGGCAGGUGGAAUUCCUCGCCGUCGGAUCGUUCUACAUCUUCAAAGCACCCAUCGACCCCGAACAGCAACCCAGCCUUGUCCGCAUCCCUUCUACCCGCGAAGAUGUCUUUUCAACCACUGCUAUAUCGGCCAAGGCGAAGCGCGGGCUGAUGAAGUUUCUACGGUUUGUGCUGGACUACGACAGUCCGGAGCAGAGAGAUGCCUGGAAGCCUUUUGCCGAUAAACCCUUGGUGGACUUCUUACAGGAGCACUUCAAGAUGGAUACCGAGCUCAAGACCUACAUCAUCACCCUCACGCUCUCGCUGGAUGGUCGGAUCAAUACCAAGGAUGGGUUGUUCAUCGUCCAUCGCCAUCUCACCUCUAUCGGUCACUUUGGCCCCGGCUUUGCUGCUCUCUAUCCCAAAUGGGGCGGUAUCUCCGAGAUUGCCCAGGUCGCCUGUAGAGCCGGUGCGGUCGGUGGUGCUGUUUACAUGCUUGGCGCUGGUAUCAAGUCAAUGGAUACUGCUACUGACGAGAUCGAGCUCGAGCUGACCAGCGGCGACAAGGUGAAAACCAAGUUGCUCGUGCGUGGAGAAGAAAGCGUUGGUGACGAGCCGAGCAUCAGCAGGCUAGUGGCCGUUGUUGAUUCUCCGCUCAAGACCUUGUUUGAGUCUACCGUCGACGGGGCGCCGACUCCCUGCGUUGCGGUCGUCGCUCUGCCUCCGGGCUCACUAACAACACCUGGCGAAGCAGACACUGACCCAGUCUAUGUUUUCGCUCACUCGAGCGGCACUGGCGAAUGUCCCAAUGGUCAGAGUGUCCUAUACUUGUCCACAAUGGCGACUCCCAACUCCAAGGAGAUCUUGAGUCGCUCUCUUGAAUCCUUGCUUUUGGCUGUGGACUGUGAUCGAGUCCCCCAGUGCUUGUAUCAGUUAUACUAUGAGCAGGCUGCUGGUGUGAAGCAAAGUCGACUUGAUGGGUUGAUUCUUGAUCUGCCAGGCCCAUCUCUUUCCCUCUUGAUGGACGACGCAUCGCUGAAUCAUGUCCGUGAGGCGUGGAAGAAGGUCGUUGGCGAUGCAGUUGAUGAUGCAGAGUACAUGGUCUUCACAGAUCGUGAACCCGUGGAUGAUGAUGAUGAUUAUGAAUGAUUCUUGGUGACGACCAUGGUAAGGGCUGGUCUCUUUACUAUCUUAUGCACCGCCCUCCCCACAUUCCGUAACAUAUUUGAAAAAGAUUAAUCUCAAUUUACUUCUAUCAUUCAAUUGCCAA